AUGGUAGUCAGAGGGAGUCAAUCUGAGGAAGAAGUGGUGAACAAGAAGGACCAGGAAAGAAAAAGCUUUUUGAGUUUAGAAGAGGCCGGAUUAGUUGAAAUGUCUGUAGAACUUAAAGUUUGUAGAUUGCGUGUUUUGAAACAUAUUAGGCUCCCAACAGAACAAACACUUUAUGGAGAUUCUCCAAGGAUCUCUUCGUUGAAUUUGCUUAGAGUGGUGUCAGGUGUCCCAAUCGAAAAGCUUAAUGCUGGGGAACUUUGUGAUUGGUUUAUGAAGGAUGAGCUCAAAAGAGAGCAAAAUUUAGGCUCUGCAGUACUUCAAUGGGAUGAUUCUAAUUUGCCAUUUUGA
Papaver somniferum (opium poppy) is the source of this 348-nucleotide messenger RNA. RefSeq lists its product as uncharacterized. Lineage: Eukaryota; Viridiplantae; Streptophyta; Magnoliopsida; Ranunculales; Papaveraceae. The record is from RefSeq and is a predicted model, not a curated record. The transcript has 3 exons. The coding region runs from base 1 to 348 and encodes 115 amino acids.